Molecule: messenger RNA, 279 nt
Organism: Arabis nemorensis
Lineage: Eukaryota; Viridiplantae; Streptophyta; Magnoliopsida; Brassicales; Brassicaceae
Source: the annotation of a GenBank genome assembly
AUGUCGACGGGCGACCUCUCCGGUUCCUCUCAGAGGCAGAAACUUGAAGACGCCCCUUAUUUGGAGGUUCGUAUCUCACCCAAUCAUGAUUCGAGUCGGGUUCUUGAUUAUGCUAACAUUAAAACUCUUCUUUAUCCUGUUAUUGAAGUCCUUCGAUCAACUGUCUUGUUCACUCAUACAAGCAAGCCAUUGGAAGAGAAGUUGAUGCCUGUUUCCGCUUUCUCAAUUGUUGAGGAGAGAGGAGCUCGUCUAGAGGCUGCUCAAGCUGAAAUUGCAUGA